Messenger RNA from Etheostoma cragini (Arkansas darter), 4064 nucleotides. RefSeq names its product cyclin D1 (gene ccnd1). Gene Ontology annotation, cellular component: nucleus; cyclin-dependent protein kinase holoenzyme complex; cytoplasm. Gene Ontology annotation, biological process: regulation of cyclin-dependent protein serine/threonine kinase activity; positive regulation of G1/S transition of mitotic cell cycle; mitotic cell cycle phase transition. The record is from RefSeq and is a predicted model, not a curated record. The coding region runs from base 406 to 1281 and encodes 291 amino acids. The transcript is spliced from 5 exons. Gene Ontology annotation, molecular function: cyclin-dependent protein serine/threonine kinase regulator activity. NCBI's taxonomy places the organism in Eukaryota, Metazoa, Chordata, Actinopteri, Perciformes, Percidae.
CCCCCCCCCCUCUCUCCUAACAACAGCUGACGUCAUCGUGCGCACCCACCCCACCACCUCCUCCUCUUCCGCGCGCUUGCCGAUAAACUUUGUGAUUGUGUAUGCCCGUACGUGUGCGUGCUUGGUGAGCGCGAGGCAGGGGUUUUUGUCUCGAAGGGAGAAGCGUUCCGUGCUUCAGAGGGCUCGCGCACAUCGGAGAAGCAACAGCACGCAGCAGCAGCAGCAAGAAGAAAGUGAUUUAAAAUUUACCGGACUGUAGCCUUCUGUCUGCUGUGGCCUGUUUGUUCAGUAGCCUAGUCUAAUACAGUGAUAUUUAACAGGGUGAUAGGCUACUAAAAAUUACAACAACGCUGAUAAUAAUAUUAAUUAAUUAGGUAGCCUACAGAAGUAACGUUAACGUGAGCAAUGGGUGACCAGCUGCUGUGCUGCGAGGUGGACUCCAUCCGGAGAGCCUACCAGGACGUUAACCUGCUCAACGACCGAGUUCUGCACACCAUGCUGAAGGCAGAGGAAAACUACCUACCAUCACCAAACUACUUCAAGUGUGUUCAGAAAGAAAUUGUACCCAAAAUGAGGAAAAUAGUUGCCACCUGGAUGUUAGAGGUCUGCGAGGAACAGAAAUGUGAGGAGGAGGUUUUUCCGCUGGCUAUGAACUAUUUGGACAGAUUUUUAUCAGUAGAGGCCACCAGGAAAACAAGACUCCAGCUGCUGGGAGCUACAUGCAUGUUUCUAGCAUCCAAGAUGAAGGAAACGGUGCCCUUAACAGCGGAGAAACUCUGUAUCUACACGGACAACUCUGUCCAGCCCGGAGACCUGCUGCAAAUGGAGCUGCUGGUUCUCAACAAGCUGAAAUGGGAUCUGGCUUCAGUCACACCGCACGACUUCAUCGAGCACUUCCUGUCCAAGCUGAAGAUCUACCCGUCCACUAAGCAGAUCCUUAGGAAACACGCGCAGACCUUCGUGGCUCUCUGUGCUACAGAUGUCAACUUCAUUGCCAGUCCUCCGUCCAUGGUGGCGGCAGGCAGCGUGGUGGCGGCCGUCCAAGGUCUCUACCUGAAGAGCCAGGACCCCUCGCUGUCCUCCCAGAACCUUACCAACUUUCUGUCGCAGGUCAUUCGCAGUGACCCGGACUGCUUGAGGUCAUGCCAGGAGCAGAUUGAGUCCCUGCUGGAGUCCAGCCUGCGACAGGCGCAGCACGGCAACACCACAGAAAGCAAACACGUGGACGAGGACGUGGACCUGUCCUGCACCCCCACAGAUGUCCGGGACAUCAAUAUCUGAAACGGGUGCCAGCCGCGCCGCACAAUGACCUGAUGGUGGAGGGAAUGUUGUCGACAGAGGGUGGUGAUGGGCGGGCUGGGGAGGGGGCGUUCCUCAUCCAACCUAAGUCCUCCCCUCCUCCUCCGCCAUCCUGGCGGGCUGCUAUCAUAGCCGACAUGUCACUCACAUGCCCGCCGUCUGCGCCAGCUGCCACAGAGCUGGACAGAGCUCCCACACCCCGGAACGAAGCCCAAGUCACAUUUCCUGCCAGUGUCCCCUCCCUUCCUGGGAAAAGAAAUGAACACUACAGAAAAUGUACAAGAGAGAAAAGACACCAGAACCUGAUGAUCUGCGUGGGCUGGAGUUGAAGCCACAAAACAGACAUUAAUUUCUAAUUCCCUUAAAUAAUAAACUAGGAAUAUUUAAAUUAUCGCAGACUCAGCUGGCCUACUAAAACAUCCCAAAGUGUCAUGUACAGUAGGUCCCUGUAGUCCGUCUUCAUCUGAAAUCUGACUUUUGUUAGACAAGAGGCUAUUUUGUUUUCAUUUCUCUAUUGUUAUAUCUGUUUUAGACUUUCUGUCCAAGCUCCCAUGUUUGUCUUUUUGCAGUGCAAACAUUCAUAUACCCCUGCUUGCUUAUGUUUAGUCACUUUAUUAUAUAUCAUUUUAGACAUCUUUAUCAAUUAGUCUUAUACCUCUUUCUUUUCAACCUUUUUUUUCUUUAAACCAAGUGAGACGCUCCGUCGUUAUGACCCAAGUGACUGUGGACUGCUGAUGUUAAGGCUUGAACAUACACUAUGUGAUUCUUUGUCCAUUUCAGCUUGAUGACAUUUGAGAAGAUCAAAUCAUUGCACAACCAAGCAGAGCAAUCCACAGUCUAUGUAUUCUCUGUGUAGUUACACCUAAACCAUUCCAACUUUGUUUAUAAAAAAAGCACUUUUGGUCAGCGCAGCUGGUCGUCUAAAAAAAAAACAAAUCACAGUGAUUAAGUUUGUUAAACAAGGUUUAAUUGAACCGGGGCUGAGCAGGAGUGUUUUGCCGAUUGAGAGUCGGAGCGGCACCUGCAGACAGUUGGAUCUGGAUCGGAUUCUUCUAAUGGGACAAAAGAAUAGACCAUCAUGGCAGAAAUACUUUUUCAAAACACGACUGAAUGCUGCUUGAAACUGUCAUGAGUCUCACAGAGCCAAUGGCUUUCUGUAGCUGCCAAGUCUCAGAUUUGAGUUUUAGUUCAUCAGAUGUUUCAUACAGGCAAAGCUGCUUUUCCAUUCUAAGACACAUUGUUUCAGUGUGCAGAGCCAGAAGCUAGGAAAGAAGUGUUUUUAGAGUUAAAAUUAUACUUUAUUUUUAUAUAGUAAAACAUAUUGUUUAUUCUAUUACUUAAAUAGAAUUUUCUAGUUUUAAGAACUAACCCGUGGCUCCACCUACUGUAAAAUCUGCUUGCCUAAUUUCUGCCUGCAGAGCAGCACUGUCAAUCAGAAAUAUCUGUUAAAAACUAAAACUCCACCCCUGCCUCGAAAUCGUCAGGACAGCAUUGCCUCCGUUGUUGCACCUUAGUUCAAACACUGCCCUGGGAAGGGGGAUAAAGCUAAAAGAAAUGUGUUGAGACUAAGAUUUUGCACAGACCUAAAAGACAUCGGCUGCGUUUCUUGGGGACUUGCCGGAAAUACAAUUUGUGGAGAGCAACGCUGGCAAGCGUACCAAGGGAUGAAAAGACAGCAACAGUGGCAAAAAAGGGUGACGGCUCAACAGGGGGGGGGGUGUCUUUACGCUGUAGAAUAUAAGUCACGGAUCCUACACAGGAGGGCAGCGUUGUCAUUACCCUGUUAAUGUACGCUUUAUGUAUGUCGAUGGGCAGAUUAGUGCGAGCAGGGGGCUUCUCUCCAAAUUCAAUUCUGGGAAAAGAAUUGAUUUCUGAGAAUGCCAACUGUGUAGGAACCCUGAACCUUAGGUUUCUGAUUGUACAUUGAUUAUAGAGUAGGAGAGAAACACUCCUUUUAUUCUGCUGCUAUAGAAAAGGAAUCCCAGCUACGUGUUAAAAACAAAAGAAAAACAUGAAAAAACGUAAUGGAUUAAAAAUUAUGCUUUUCUCCUGUUGUUUGCUGCUACAUUUUAGUUUAUUUUUAUACAUAUAAAUGUCAAUAUACUGCCAUUAUAGGUUUGAAUUUUCUCAUAGAAAAUCUUUUUUAUUGACAUCCUCAUUUGUUUUUAUGUAGAUUUCUAUGUGAUCGUUUUUGUUUGUAAUGACGUAAUAUGAUUUUCUGAACUUUCCAAAAAAAAAAAAAAUGGAAAAAUGAGACCAUGUACAGAAAUGCUUUGAUUCACAAUACCUCAUGUGACAGUCAAGUUCUAUCUCAAAUUUGUAGGUUUUUUUAAUUGUUUAGUUCUUAUUCUAUUGUAAUGAUUCAGUGCCUACUAGCUCUGAUCAACCUGCUUGAGAUAAAGCAUCCGCCAUGGAACUAGCAAGUCCAGGGCAUGCUUUCAUACUGGUGCCAUAACAGAAAAUGGGAUAUGUAUAACUCUGUUGAGUGUUAAGCUGUCUCGGUGAAAGAGACUUUAUCCCCCCUUUAGGCCCAUAGUGGCCUUUUUUCCUUUCCCCUUUUUAUAUUUAUAAAAGGAAAAAAGCUUUUUGCUCCCAUGUUCAAACCGUCAGUGAGUUGAUUUGAGUUUGUAAAUAGAUCAGUGUCUUGCUCGGUAAGCCAUAGACUGUUUUUUUUUGUCACAAAUCAUUCCACGCAGAAGAUGCCAGUUCUACUUCAUGCCAGUUGUCUGCAACUUGUCGCCUACACAAUAAAAACAUGAAUUAGA